Messenger RNA from Mizuhopecten yessoensis (Yesso scallop), 1905 nucleotides. Its product is annotated as major facilitator superfamily domain-containing protein 1-like. NCBI's taxonomy places the organism in Eukaryota, Metazoa, Mollusca, Bivalvia, Pectinida, Pectinidae. Gene Ontology annotation, molecular function: transmembrane transporter activity. The transcript is spliced from 14 exons. The record is from RefSeq and is a predicted model, not a curated record. The coding region runs from base 214 to 1638 and encodes 474 amino acids. Gene Ontology annotation, biological process: transmembrane transport.
CGAAACGUUGAUGUUGACAUAUUUAUUUUGUUACAUACAUAGUUAAAUUCACUAUGAGAGAUUGAGGUUGCAAAAUAAGUCAUAUCACACACAGCAAUAGCCUACUAGUGCAAGGCCUCGAUCCUUUCUCAUCCAUCUGUGCAUGUUACCUGGGGUAUGAGGCUGUAGCUUGACAUUACCAAGUGUGAAGCCGUCUAUUUUGGAUAGUAAUCGAUGACAGCACUUCGGCGAUAUGGCGUGCUAUUUUGCAACAGUUUCCUGGUUUUUGGAGUAUAUUAUUUCUUGCAAAUUCCGAUCUGUCUACAAAACGAGAUCAUGAAUAGCUAUCAUUCCUACAACGGAACAAACCACACGCGGGACCAGACCAAUUGUAAAGUGUGUCUAGGUCUUGGAGAGCUUCGGUAUAAUAUGUUAUUCUCCGUAAGCAGAUGGACAAAUAUCGUUCUGAGUGUGCCAUUAGGGUUCUUGGUCGACAGACUCGGGAAUGGUCGUUCUGCGAUUUUGUACAGCAGUUUGACAUUGCUUGGAUCAGUCAUGUUUACCGUAGGAACCAUGUCACAUGCACCUGUAACUUCCUCAAUGUACAUGUUGAUGGUGACGGGAUCUGGCCUUCUGGCAUUUGGAGACGGACCUCUGCGUUUUGUGCAGGCCAGAGUUGUCGCCCAUUGUUUUCCAGAAUCCACAUUAAGCGCCAUGACAAUCAGUGGAUUUGGAUACUGCGGACUGGCCAUCAGCUAUUACGUCACGCCUUACGUUGACACAGUUGCAGGACUAAUACCGUCUGUAUGGCUAGGCGUCGUAGCCUGUGGAAUUGGAGUUAUGUGUGCCGUUGGUUUAGCGUUUCUUCUUCCACUACAUCCUAGGCUAGACGAGGAUGAUAAGGAUAACAAAAUGUUUACGCUGAGAGACUUACGAGCGCUGCCGGGGUCGUACUGGCUGUAUAUCAUAGCUAUUGCGUUAAAUGCUGCGUCCUGGAUUCCUAAACAAGCCAAUUUGCCAGACUAUUUGAUGCUACGAUAUGGGUACACGAUGAUAGAGGCAAGUCAUAUAAACGGUUUAUCUCCAAUCAUGUUGCUACCGGGUAUUCUUGCAUGUUUCCUAUUGAAAAUGGUCGACUGUGACGGGAUAAUGAUCACAUUUUUUAUGGCAUGGAUUGUGCCGCUUUAUGCCUUAAUGGGAUUUUAUAAAGACGUAAACGUUAUCAUCGUAAACCUGGUAGACGGGAUUGGCAUCGGUAUAAGUUCAAUAAUGAUGUGGCAGAUCCUCAUGCUCAUGUGUCCCGCAAAAUAUGUAGGAAGUCUUGCUGGGUUGAUGUUUUUACUGAGAAAUUUAAACGUAGCGGUAAUCUUCCUUGCCUCGGGAUAUAUACUUCAAAGACAUAACGUGGAGAGCGUAGAAGAUGCAUUGUGCUAUUACCAACACUUCUUCCUGAUGUUGAUAAUAAUGGCAUCCAUGUCGGUUGUCUGCGGAGUAGUGAUGAAUGUCCUGGAUAUCCGAAAGGCCUGCGCUUUAAACUCCAGGCUAGCCAGAUGGAGAAAGUCCAAUAUGGAAACCAUGGGCCUAAUGUCGAUGACUGAACCGUCCAGUCAGUACUGUGGUACUGAUCGAGUAAACAACAACACAGUGAGCGAAGACUGAACCGUCCAAUCAGUACUGUGGUGCUGAUGGAGUAAACAAUAACACAAUGAGCGAAGACUGAACCUUCCAGUCAGUACUGUGGUACUGAUGGAGUAAACAACAACACAGUGAGCGAUGACUGAACCUUUCAGUCAGUACUGUGGUACUGAUGUAGUAAACAACAACACAGUGAGCGAUGAAUGAACCGUUUAGUCAGUACUGUGGUACUGAUGGAGUAAACAACAAUGACCCGUCAGUAAAAUUAACAACUUGUAAAAAAGAUUAACU